AUGCCUCCGCUAUUCUUCUCCGACAUGGACAGCCUGCCCCGUCCCAUCCGCGCCGACAUCUUCCGGUACGCCUGCACCGACGGCGGGCCCACCGGUGCCGCCCUCGCCCGCACCUCGCGCGCCGUCGCGGCAGAGACCGCGCCCUUCCGCUUCCACUCCCUCCACCUCACCAGUCUCCGGCAGAUUGGCCAGCUCCUCCUCUGCCACGAACGCCUCCAGCGAACGCACACCGCGCCCGCCGCGCCGCCGCGCCGCCCCAUCCCGCGCAGCCAAGCGGCGCUCGCGCACCGGCGCAACCGAUCCGCAUCGCCUGCCCGUGGGACCCUGCCCGCGCACCACCUGCUCCUCAACUUCCUCCCUGGCGAGUGUGACGCACCGAAGCGCGCGUGGCGCGCGUGGGACGAGUACUCGACGGGCAAGGGCAAGCAGCGCGAGGAGCUCGCGGACGACGAGCGCGCGUGGGCGGCGGCCAAGGCGUCCUGGGACGCCCAGUUCGUCGUCCUCGUCCCGUGGCUCUUCGCGCUCGUCGCGCCGACGCUCGAGACGAUGGUCGUCCUCCAGAGCGUCGACCUCCCGCUCCCGUACGUCCUCGGUGUCGACGGCUUCCGCGGCUUCCCGCGCCUCCACGAGCUCGCGCUCCUCGCGAACGACAGCAUGUUCGUCCACGGGGACAUCCAGUGGUCUGCGACUCCGCGGGGCUCCUUUGACACAGCGCCGACCUCACGCGCGGCGUUCGACCAAACGGCGACGACGGCGACGCCGCCGCGCGGCUCCUUCGAGUCCGACAAAGCGGGAAGCAUUGCCUCGCGGAGCACGGGGAGCGAGACCGCCUCCAACGCGUCCUUCCACGGCUGUGCGAAGACGUCGCUCGACUCGCGCGGGUCAUUCGAGAGUGGCCGCAGGCCGUUUGGCACGCCCUCGCGCGCGGCCUCCCCCGCCCCCGAGUCGGACGUGGGAUUGGAGCCGACCGCGGCCGCCUUCCCCGCGCUCACCCACCUCCACGUCGUCUACGAGGGCGCGAAGGCGACGCCCUGGGAGAAGACGCUCCCCGUGUGGAGCAGGCUCGCGCCGGGGCUCACGCACCUCCGCGUCUCGCAGGCGAGCAAGCUCGUGCCGGAGAUGCUCGACACCCCGACGCUCACCAUCCCCCGCGCCCACGUCCGCGCCCGCAGCGAGUCCCCGCACCCGCCCCCCACCGGCCCGCUCCCCCCGCUCCCGCCCCCGUCCCUCUCAAGCCUGGAUUUGCACGCGCAGUGGCCCCCGUCGCCCCGGCCGCUCCCCCGCACGCCCCACCACGCCCGCUCCGCCCCGCUCCUCCGGCGGAACCGCCAGGACCCGACGGGGCUCUUCCCGAGCCUCCGCCUCGCGCUCGUCCAGCCGUUCGUGCGCGCGCCCGUCUCCGGCCACGCCGCGCGCCUCGAGGCGUUCGCGACCGUGCACGCGACGCGGCACGGCCGGCGCGGGACGACGAUCGUCCUCCUCCGCGGGCGCGCGUUCCGCCCCGAGGCGGCGUACUGGGCGGACCGGCUCCGGUGGGCGUGGGCGGGCGCGAUGUGCGGGGACGCGGCGCUCGGGGUCUGGGGCGCGCGCGAGCGGGAGGACGAGGGCGAGUGGGCGUACGAGCGGCGGAAGCGGCGGGAGGUCGCGGAGGCGAGGGAGCGCGCGAGGGCGCGCGCGCAGGAGGAGGCGAGGGGGAAGGAGGUCGUCCACCGCGGGGCGCUGGGGAAGAUCAGGCUCGACGGCGUCGAGCUGUCGCUCCAGAUGUUCAAGCCGUUGGCGGGGUUGAAGCGGGUUUUGUCUGCUAUCGCUUGA
Messenger RNA from Epithele typhae, 1812 nucleotides. RefSeq lists its product as uncharacterized. The transcript has a single exon. Lineage: Eukaryota; Fungi; Basidiomycota; Agaricomycetes; Polyporales; Epitheliaceae. The record is from RefSeq and is a predicted model, not a curated record. The coding region runs from base 1 to 1812 and encodes 603 amino acids.